AUGUCAGAAAACGAUAACGCGAACCGGACGAAUCAAGUGGGAGGUCAAAUUCCUCCGGUCGGUGCUGCUGCUGUCGCCGGUGCUGCUGCGAUUGCUGCUGGCGCUCCGCUGGCGAUGCAAUCGAACUUCACCAUCGAGCCAUACGAUCGUCAUCGGAUGAAGUGGUCCCGGUGGGUCGAGCGUUUGGAGGGCGCUUUCCUGCUGUUUCGAGUUCCAGCUGAUUUGCGACGUCCCAUGCUGCUCCACUACAUGGGUGGAGAAAAUUACGACAUUGUUUCGGACAAGUUGGCGCCUGUUAAGCCGCAGGCGAGAACGUACGAUGAAAUCUGCAGGAGGCAAGGCGACGAACGAGUUGACGAGUCAAUUGAUGACUACCUCAUUGCACUGCGGAAACUGGCGAUAACGUGCAAUUUCGGCGACUACUUAAACACCGCUCUGAGGAACCAGUUCGUCUUCGGCCUGAAGGAUCGUGGGAUUCAGGCAAGGCUUUUGGAAGUGCACAACCUCACGUUGGACAUGGCUCGCGAUCUUGCGGUGUCCAUGGAGAUGUCCGCCAAGGGAGGUCAGGAGAUUCAGUCCCGGGCGAAAGCUGACGUGAAUCUGGUCGAGCAUCCGGUAAACAAGAGCGGUAAGUCGAAAGGCAAGAAACCGGGGAAAGCCGCCGCCGCCGGUCCGUCGCACCACGGCGAUUCGAAGCAAGAUUCGAGAAAGGGUGCCUGCUACCGCUGCGGCAAUACGAAUCAUUUUGCGAACAAAUGCGUUCACGUGAAGACUGUUUGCAACUUCUGCCGUAUGACGGGCCACAUCGAGAAAGUGUGUAUGAAGAAGAAGAGUGCUCAAAGCACGAAGAGCAAAAGUGAUUUCCACCUGGUGGAAGAAAGUGCUGCUGAAUGUAAACAGAAGAAGAAAGAUGUCUACAUUGACGAAAUUUGUGGCUUGUACGACGCGGAGAGCCGAGUGGACAAAUUUUGGGUUGAAAUCUCGGUGAAUGAUUCGAAAGUGCGAUUCGAGGUGGACAGUGGUGCUCCCGUCGCGAUAAUGAGCGUGACGGAUUACGAAAAGUUGCUGCCGGCUGUGAGAUUGGAUCCGCCGGAUAUGUCGCUAGUGAGCUACAGCGGAAACACGAUAAAAUUGCGCGGUAUGUGUACGGUCUCGGUGCAGUAUGCGGGUAAGGUACAUCGUUUGCUGCUGUACGUGGCGGACAACCGAAAGCAUCCAUUGCUUGGAAGAAGCUGGAUGAAAGUUUUGCGGCUUGACGUGAGCAAGUUCUACGAUGAGGUACAUUCGGUUGCGGACAAUUCAGUGAAGUGCACCACCGACGAAUCGGUGAAAAAGUUGAUUGCGCGGUACAGCAGUGUAUGUGCUGAUUCGAUGGGGAAGAUUGAAGGGCUUACUGCGAAGUUACGGCUGAAGCCGAACGCCCACCCAGUGUACAUUAAAGCGAGGCCGGUGCCAUUUUCGUUGCGAAGUGCGGUCGAGCAAGAAAUCGGGAAGCUAGUGGAUGAAGGAGUGCUCGAAAAAGUGAACCACAGUGAUUGGGCAACGCCCGUGGUUCCCGUAAUGAAACUGAAUAACAAAGUGCGAUUGUGUGGGGAUUACAAGAUCACGGUUAAUCCGAAUCUAGUGGUGGAUGAGCAUCCGCUCCCUACAAUUGAGGAGCUCUUUGCGAACGUGGCCGGUGGAGAGAAAUUCUCGAAGAUAGAUCUGUCUCAGGCGUACCUGCAGCUUGAGGUGGAUCCAGAUCAACGGGAGAUCCUGACGCUGAGCACACACCUGGGGCUGUAUCGGCCAACGCGGCUGACGUACGGCGUGAGCUCCGCACCUGCGAUAUGGCAACGAUUAAUGGAAGAAGUGCUAAACGGAAUACCGGGAGUGACAGUGUUUUUGGACGAUAUACGCGUGACGGGUCCGACUAACGAAGUACAUUUGCAACGACUCGAAGAAGUGCUCAAACGUUUGAGUCAGUACGGAAUGCGAAUAAACUUGGACAAGUGCGUGUUUUUCGCGGACGAAAUAGAGUAUUGUGGUUAUGUCGUCGACCGUCACGGUAUACAUAAAGUGCAAAAGAAGAUCGAGGCGGUGCAGAAUAUGCCCACUCCCGAAAACAAAGAUCAGGUACGUUCUUUCGUCGGAUUAGUGAAUUACUACGGACGCUUCCUUCCUAAUCUGAGCACGAUGAUCUACCCGCUGAAUCGACUGUUGCGGAACGACGUGCCGUUCCAAUGGUCGAAGUCGUGCGAAGAAGCGUUUAGGAAGGUGAAGCAGGAGAUGCAAUCCGACAGCUUUCUGGUGCAUUACAACCCCGAGCUGCCACUGGUGUUGGCGACUGAUGCAUCUCCCUACGGUGUCGGAGCCGUCCUUAGUCACGUCCUGCCGGACGGAUCGGAACGGCCGAUACAAUACGCGUCGCAGACCUUGAACGAGACACAACGUAAGUACAAACAAGUUGAUCGUGAAGCGUAUGCUAUUGUUUUCGGCAUUCGACGGUUCCACCAGUACUUGUACGGGCGCAAGUUCGUUCUCUAUACGGACAACGAGCCUCAUUGCAAUGCGGACGCGUUUUCACGGUUGCCGAUAGCUACGAAGCAGCCGGAUAACGUCGUAGAAGAAGUCGACAUGCUGGAAACCAGUAUCAUCGAGACGAUGCCGGUAACGGUCGAGGACUUGGCCAAGGGAACUGCGGCAGACGGUUCGGUCAAGCUGCUGCUUCAGGGACUACGAAACGGAAAGAUAGUGGAGGCGAAGGAUCGAUUCGGUAUCGAUCAAAACGAAUUCUCCUUGCAGCAAGGUACCCGCCUAAAGGCACUCGCCAGAGGAUACGUCUGGUGGGAACGCAUUGACAGGGACAUCGAAGAGUUAGUCAAGAACUGUGCGUCCUGUCAAGUUACGCGUCCGAAUCCUGCAAAAGCUCCGCUACAUUGCUGGGAACCUGCUACACAGCCGUUCGAACGAGUACACGUGGAUUUCGCUGGGCCGUUUAUGAGGAAGUAUUUCAUCGUCUUCGUCGACGCGUACACGAAAUGGCCAGAGGUGAAGAUUCUACGGGACAUUACGACGGCUACGACUAUCAACGCCUGUAGAGAGUUUUUUGCGACCUACGGUAUACCAUGCGUCCUGGUCAGCGACCGUGGUGUACAGUUCACCUCCGGUGAAUUCCAGCGUUUUCUGCAGCUGAACGGCAUUUUCCACAAAAUGGGUGCGCCGUACCAUCCGGCGACGAACGGGCAGGUCGAGAGGUUCAUCCAGACCUUCAAGAACAAGAUGAAGGCCCUGAAGUCGACCACAAAGUUCGCUCAAUUCCUGAGGGAGGAAGAGUUGCUGCGCGAGAUUUCCUGGACCAUGAGAAAUGGAAGUACGGUCGGGUAA
Aedes albopictus (Asian tiger mosquito) is the source of this 3366-nucleotide messenger RNA. RefSeq lists its product as uncharacterized. Bases 1 to 3366 code for a protein of 1121 amino acids. Gene Ontology annotation, biological process: DNA integration. The transcript has 5 exons. Gene Ontology annotation, molecular function: zinc ion binding; nucleic acid binding. The record is from RefSeq and is a predicted model, not a curated record. NCBI's taxonomy places the organism in Eukaryota, Metazoa, Arthropoda, Insecta, Diptera, Culicidae.